UUUCGAGUGUGAUCAAGUUUUGAAAUUAUUGCAUGCUUCACAAAUCAUUGGUGAAAUUUCACCAAGGACUUUAGACUCAAUCAUGUCUGCUGGUGAGAAAUUAAGUUGUUUGUUCAUGGCUGCAUUAUUUAACGAUCGCGGUAUUAAAGCUAAAUAUAUUGAUCUUUCAUUAGUUAUUGCCCCAGGUUUGGAUUUAUCUAGAACUGGAUUUGAUGAUGCUUUCUAUAAAAACUUGACAGAAUUAUUCACUGAAAAAGUUCAAGAACUUCAAAAUCAAGAUGUUGUUCCUGUGUUGACUGGUUAUUUUGGUAUAGUACCAGGUGGGUUAUUGAAUGGUGUUGGUAGAGGUUACACUGAUCUUUGCGCCGCUUUGAUUGCAGUUGGUGUCAAUGCCGAUGAAUUACAAGUUUGGAAGGAAGUUGAUGGUAUAUUUACUGCUGAUCCACGUAAAGUUCCAAAUGCUAGAUUGUUGGCAUCAGUUACACCUGAAGAAGCUGCAGAAUUAACAUAUUAUGGUUCUGAAGUUAUUCAUCCAUUCACCAUGGAACAAGUUAUUAAGGCUAAAAUCCCAAUUAGAAUUAAAAAUGUUGAAAACCCAACUGGUGAAGGUACUAUUAUUUAUCCAGAUGAUGUUAGUAGAAAAGGUGAAGCUACACCACCACAUCCACCAAUUAGUGUUUCAAAAUUACCAAACAGUGUCUUCCAAAAGAAGAAAGCAGCUACUGCAAUCACUACAAAACAUGAUAUUAUAGUAUUGAAUGUUCAUUCAAAUAAGAAAACAUUAUCUCAUGGGUUCUUGGCUUUGAUCUUUUCCACUCUAGACAAGUAUAAAUUAGUUGUUGAUUUGAUUUCAACUUCAGAAGUGCAUGUUUCCAUGGCCCUACAACAUUCAGAUGAUGAAAAUGCAUCAAGAGAUUUGAAAGAGGCAGUUUUAGAAUUGAGAAAAUUAGGUACAGUUGAUGUUACUAAAAAUAUGGCUAUUGUGUCAUUAGUUGGUAAACAAAUGAAACAAUUCAUUGGUGUUGCCUCCACUAUGUUUUCCACAUUAGCUGAACAAAAUAUAAAUAUAGAGAUGAUCUCUCAAGGUGCUAAUGAAAUUAAUAUUAGUGCAGUUAUUGAUGAGAAAAAUGCUAUAAAGGCUUUACAAUCAAUUCAUCAAAAGCUUUUAGAACAACAUCAACAACCAAUCUUGAAUGAAAGAAUUUCACAAUUGAAGUUAGAAGAAUAAUCCUACAUAUUAAUAUAACAUAACGGAACUUAAUGAUAAAAGC
Messenger RNA from Hansenula anomala, 1271 nucleotides. RefSeq names its product aspartate kinase (gene HOM3). The coding region runs from base 83 to 1228 and encodes 381 amino acids. The record is from RefSeq and is a predicted model, not a curated record. Lineage: Eukaryota; Fungi; Ascomycota; Saccharomycetes; Phaffomycetales; Wickerhamomycetaceae. Gene Ontology annotation, molecular function: aspartate kinase activity. The transcript has a single exon.